AGAACUUUUGUGAAUUUUCAGCGAGAUGGCAAAAUUAAUAUUGUUGUGUGCGACUUUAAUCGCUUCUGCACGAUGCGCUGUAUUAAAUAUUGGAGAUGUUACUCAUCAGAGACUAGUGCGAUCCCCGUGUUACACUUGUGGACAACAAAGUAUUGUUCCACCUCCACCUCCUGUGGUACGAACUGAGAAUUGGAGUGGCUUAGCUAGAAGCGCUGAUGGUCUACAAAAUACAAUCUUCAGUGGUGCCGCUGCAGCUGCAGAUCAAGGAGCACAAACAACAGGUGAAGCCUUUUCAUUAGCAUCAUCGGCAGUGAAUGGCGUAGGGGCUGGUCUAUCCGGUGGGCAUACAAGUGGAUAUGGAUCUACUAGAUCAUCAAUUGAUGUUAAAACUGGAAUACAUACGGGAAACAGUGGUAGCGGUCAAUUGGAAAAAGGAGCUAAUACCUAUGGCGGACAGGUUGUAGGAAGUUACAGAGAAUCUAGUUCCUCCUACCACAAUGGAGGCUUUAAACAUGACGGUGGCGAAGAACUGCAACAAACUAGUAAUAAAGACGCUGGAUUUGGAUCUACUUCUUAUGCAGACCAGAGCGGAAACGAUGGAAAUAAAAACAUUGCUAGAUCAGAUUACUCGGGGUACGCUAAUAAAAAUUCAAAUGAAAAUCGUAAGGUUGAAGGAACUUACCAUUUCAACACACAACAAACCCAAGUUAGUGGGAUUGGUAUAGGAUCUGCAAAUGAUGGAAGAGUGGAUCGUAACUACGAGGUAAGCCGUAGUAAUUCUGCUAGCGACAACUUUGAAAAUCAAGGAGGUCAUUAUAUAUCAGACUACCAAAGAGGAUAUGGGUCAUUUUCAUCUUUACAAAGUGGAUCAUUUGGAGGGUAUGGUCAAAGUGGAUCAGAUAACUAUAGCAAUGGAAGAGGUUACGCUGGAUAUCAGCAGUCUAGGUCACAUGAGCUGCAAUAUGGUGGUCCAAGUUUGAGUUCUGGUAAUAUACAAAGGAGUUCAGAUGCAGGUCAGCAAUUACAAACCAGUGAAUUUGGAUCUUCUAGUCAUGGAAAAUAUGGUGUUGGAACUUUUCAUGAAUCAGAGACUUCUGGUCAAGGCCAAUCAGUUCAAAAAAGUAACACUGGACUACAAGCCGAUCUAACUGGAUCUGCUAGCAUUGAUGCCCAGUCGGCACUGAGUGGAGCUCUGAAUUUGGCUUCUCAGGGUCUGCAAACUGCGCAACAUACGGGAUGUUCUACUUGUGGAAAGAGUAGCUACGCCCUGAGUAACUCCAAAAGCCGUACUGGGUCAGCAGUGGCAGUAUCUAUUGGUGGUUAAAUUCUUUUGAAAAAAAGAUACCAUAUAAUAUAAUUGUUGUUAUUACGAUAUAUUUAAAUAAAUAGCCUUUUUU
Molecule: messenger RNA, 1397 nt
Organism: Diatraea saccharalis (sugarcane borer)
Lineage: Eukaryota; Metazoa; Arthropoda; Insecta; Lepidoptera; Crambidae
Source: the annotation of a GenBank genome assembly